Nannizzia gypsea CBS 118893 is the source of this 237-nucleotide messenger RNA. RefSeq lists its product as hypothetical. The coding region runs from base 1 to 237 and encodes 78 amino acids. Lineage: Eukaryota; Fungi; Ascomycota; Eurotiomycetes; Onygenales; Arthrodermataceae. The transcript has 2 exons. The record is from RefSeq and is a predicted model, not a curated record.
AUGUCAGGAACAAGAAGUAUUAUGAGGGGUGCUCCUGAGAGUGAGCCUAUUGUCACUCUACCCUUCACCACGUUAUGGGGAGUUGGAAUCGAACCUGAAAAAUGUCGCCAUGAACGAAAAGAAGGCAGCGGAAGCAAGAGGAAAGCAGAUAAAAACGACAAGAACCCAAUAUACCACCGUCCUGUUGAAUCUCCGGAAACACCACGAAGUAGAAAGGAAGAAUCAAUGAACAUCUAA